Molecule: messenger RNA, 1082 nt
Organism: Cannabis sativa
Lineage: Eukaryota; Viridiplantae; Streptophyta; Magnoliopsida; Rosales; Cannabaceae
Product: mitochondrial import inner membrane translocase subunit TIM22-4
Exons: 4
Coding region: 277-792 (171 amino acids)
Biological process (GO): protein insertion into mitochondrial inner membrane
Cellular component (GO): TIM22 mitochondrial import inner membrane insertion complex
Molecular function (GO): transmembrane protein transporter activity
Source: RefSeq, a predicted model, not a curated record
UCUCUUUACAAAAUAUAUAUUUAUAUAAAAACCUAAAACGCAGAAGCCGUUGCAAGUAGUAAAAUUAACUCUUCUUCUCUGUUGAGGAAAGGUCUGAUCUUUUCUUAUAAAGAGAAGAGAUUAGAGAUCCACACACACACUACUCAUUAUUACCAUUCACUUUCACUGGCGGCCAACUCCAAAACCCUCCUUUUCUUCUGAAUUCUGAUAUUAUUCUUGACCUGGGUUUUCCUUUGAUGCUAUAUUUGAAUCCUUCGUAUUCGAGCUGCUAUUCUAAUGGUUACUUCUACUCCCGAUAAUGAAGUUCCCAACGCUUCUCCCAUCCCCAAAGAAGUAGAGAAGCCUCCGAUUGAGCCCAUAAGGUUGCCCACUGUUGAGGAAAUUCGCGGCCAAGACAUUUGGAACAACUGUGCUGUUCGUAGUGUCUUUAGUGGAGUCAUGGGUGGCGCUCUUGGGUUGGCCAUGGGUUUGUUUAUAGGUUCUCUAGAUAAUCCUAUAACUCGAGAUGAGAUGAGUGGUAAGCAGCAAUUUGUUUAUCAGGCAAAGCAGAUGGGGCGCAGGAGCUGGAGUUCUGCAAAGGCAUUUGCUGUUAUGGGAUUUGUUUUCUCUGCCGCCGAGUGUGUUAUUGAAAAGGCGCGAGCAAAGCAUGACACAACAAAUACAGUUGUUGCUGGUUGUGUUACUGGGGGUACAAUAUCGGCAAAAGGUGGUCCGAAGGCGGCAUGUGUAGGCUGUGCUGGCUUUGCUGCAUUCUCAGUCGUUAUAGAGAAGUUCUUGGAUAGGCAUGAUUAAGUGGGAUCCUUGCUCCAAUUUUGCAGACACUGAUUAAGGACGAACCAUACGCCAUCGAGUCAGCUAGUUACAGAAUAUUUAUUUUGAUUCAAUCCUCAAAUAGAUUUUUUCCAUCCCAACUGAUGAAGGGAUAGCAACUACAAAUAGAGCAUACUAACUUAAAUGGUUUUUGUACAAUUUAUUUUUCACACAUAUUGUUUUCACCCGAGCCUCAUGGGAGAUUUGAGUGAGUGACAUAAGAAACUUGCAGCUUGCUACUUUUGAAUAAAAUAGUGAAAUGUGCCCUUUCA